AUAUAGACGAAUCAGUCAAAUGGGCUGGACAGGUAUCAAAUUAUAGUACAUUCAAUUUUGAAUCAUAUCUGGGCAAGUAUACAAGUGUCAUAUUUUCAUAUAAUGGAGUACGAUUACCUGAUUUAGGUCUUAUAACAGGAACAAUCAAAUCGACGAAAAAUCACGCAUUAGAAAUUGAAACAACUUUGAAUUUAUUAAGAAAAGCAUGUUUUUUAACUGAGGAGAAAGAUUAUCAUCGAAAAUUAAAAAAUGUAUUAAAUUUACUCACAUCGACGAAGGCAGUUGGAAAAACAAAACAAAUUAGUCCCAAAAAUCAUCUUCGUGUUCUACAUCUUGCAAAAUUAAUGCCGGAGCAUUUAGAAAUUUUACAAAGAGACCUGAACAAUCAAAGUCUGAAAUUGUUUCACGUUCUUUACCUUAGUUCCACCAGAUUCACUACAACAUUUAAAUCAAAAAAAUUUAAGGCCGAUGAUUCAUUAAUUUUAUUUAAACAACAUGGCACAGCGCACAUUGGUUUGAUAUUGGCUAUUAUUCAGAUAGAUGAUUCUUUUAUUCUCAAAGUAAAAAGAGCCAGAAUUCAAAAAAAAUUAGAAAUCAUUAUUGAUCAAGAGCAUUUUGGUACAUGGAAUGUUACAUUUGGUAACUUUCAAAACCCGCCAUGUUCUUUUAUUACACCCAAUGACAUCGUAGAAAAACUUGCAUACUUCAAAAACGAUGAAAAUAGUUACGUUUUCUACCGCUUUCCUACUUUAUGUGAAUCUAGUUAA
Didymodactylos carnosus is the source of this 767-nucleotide messenger RNA. The record is from the annotation of a GenBank genome assembly. Lineage: Eukaryota; Metazoa; Rotifera; Eurotatoria; Philodinida; Philodinidae.